This is a messenger RNA of Fusarium subglutinans, 1758 nucleotides long. RefSeq lists its product as uncharacterized. The record is from RefSeq and is a predicted model, not a curated record. NCBI's taxonomy places the organism in Eukaryota, Fungi, Ascomycota, Sordariomycetes, Hypocreales, Nectriaceae. The transcript has a single exon. Bases 1 to 1758 code for a protein of 585 amino acids.
AUGGCCACUCUUUCUGAGCAACCUGUGUUCAAAGAGUUGAACACUCUCCUUGUCAAACUUUCUGCCUCUGAUGAUAAUCCCAAGUAUCCUAACUUUGAAAAAUGUCAGGCUGCCAAUUGCAGGCUUGGCACCAAGGGGAAGGAAGAAGAAGCCAAGGACAUAUGGGAUGAACUGAUGAAAAAGGAGACACUUUCCAACGAUGCCAAGUUCUAUUCGACGGUCAAAGAAUUUCUCCCGUGGGUUCACUGCAAGAAGCACAACUCGGGUAGUUUCCUUGAAAAGUGCUUUGGUAACUGGGAAAGGUCCCGGACUAAGAACUCAGGUUACGCUUCAUCUGAAGUGUCACUACCUAGUACACCGACUCAGGAUCAAGUCUUCGAAUCGCCUUCUGUGGGAUACGGUACACCUCUCUCAAGUCCUCUUAUUGAAGACGGCACACCGACAACCUCGGGAAAAAGUCCGACUUCCAGCUUUGACAGUUUCAUCCUGAGCACCCCCAGCAGGAUGAACCAUCAAGGCCCUCUCCCAACGAUUGAAGAUAUGUCAACAUCUGACGAGAGCCCGAGAUAUACUCCCCCACUGGCACUCAGCAUUAAUUCGAUUCCUGACAGGGCCCUUGAUGUUGGCCAGCAAGAUAACAUUGUGGAAAACACCACCGAGGUGGAUGUCAUAUCCCCCACAGAAUCUCCAAAGUCGCUCCCUAUUCGUUCCAGGCAAGAUGCUGCCGCAGAACAAAUCGACAUGGUGGAAUCUAUCGUGGAUGAUACAGUCAUGGAGGACAAUGGCUCGGAUGAUGAGUCACGACUUGCCCAUCCUCAGUUUAGUGAACUUGGGUUAAAGAGAAACGGAACCUUGAGCGAUAAAGCCGCCAUCAUCAGGGAGUUAAGGAAGCCUCUGACUCAUGCACAGGCGGGAGAGGGCAAGGUGUAUGUCGUGAAGCACAAGGAAGAAAAGGACCUGUUCAAGAUUGGAUGGACCGCUACCACUGUCAACACAAGUCUAUCACGGCCCAACAACUGCUACGGCGCAUCAUGUGAGCCCAUGCCCAUCUAUGAGUCUCUCGAUUUGUUCAGCGGUGCUCCUAAAGCCCAUAGACUGGCGCACUUGUUUCUCAGGGACAUUAAUGUACGGGUCAAAAAGUGUAAAAAGUGCGGCAAAGGGCAUAAGGAUUGGUUCGAAGGGCGUGAAGAGGUCAUUGUAGGCACAGUCAGGGUCAUGGAGAACUUUUUACGGAGGCCAUUUUAUGAGUUGAAGGAGAAGGGAGAGCUCUCGGAUGAAGGGAAAGCCAUGGUGAAGAACAUGUGCAACGUCACCCUCGAGUCCUUUCAAAGGAACCAAGAGUCUUAUGGAAUCCCGGGCCAUAUCACUGGCGCCGAAUCUUUGACGAUUCCACAUACUGUGGUACCUGAAGCGACGGUUGAUGUACAAUCACAACAGGGUCUCGUUGACAAGUCGUCAAGCCAGCCAGAAGCACUCGCCGCAUCCACGGAUGCUCCUAAGGAACUGGAACCACCAUUGGAGGCGAACAAAGGCGGAUUCCGCAACAAAUUUAAAGAAUUGUAUGGUACCAUGAAGGACAAACUCUCCAAGGAUUCAGCCCGUGAUGACGACUUUCUCCUUGCACUUCUCGGGGCCCUCGACCGAGAUAGUGACAACACUGAGAGGCCUCGCGGAUGGAAUUCUUUGGGAGUUACGUGGACCAAGUUCACGACGAUCUUCACGAGGUCAGCUGAGCCAGAUGCUAAGAAAGCAAGUUGA